CUGUAUUGUAAAGUGAUUUUCCAAUUCUUUGAAUUUGUUUAUUUUGUUAUCAUUUGAAUUUUGUUUGUUUUGAUAGACCAAUCAGAUUCAUGUUUUUUGAUAUGGUUGAAGUUUGGCGCGCAAUCAUAUUAAUUACCGGUAUGGUAAAGAAUAAUUGUAAAUUAUAAUUUAUAUUCUUAUUUAUGUAAGAAUUCUCGAUGCAAUGUUUAGAAGAAUAUCAAGAACUUAUUGAACGUGAUGCGAUUGAAAUUUCUUGGUUGUGGAAAUAUCUACAAAUGUUUCUAUAUUUAUUAUGCACAAUUAGCGGAUAUACCUGUAGCGUUUUGUUCUACAUAUUAUGGAAAGAAAUUUUCGGAGAUAAGUGUCCACUUUGGGCAAUAUCUGUUCUAAUAUCAAAAGAGAAAUUGGAAUUAGAUGAUAUUCGUGAUAUAUGUAAAAAUCAUUUAUUAGAUUGGUGGAAAUAUAUUUUUACUGAUUAUAUACAUGAAAAUACAUGUGAAAUGUAUUUAAUAACAUGUUUUUCAUCUUGUAUAUUUGGAGUUGUUUGGUUUACUUUAUUUCUUAUGUGUGGUAAAGGAGGACAAGAUAUAUCAAUAUAUGAAAGUUCUUGGAAGAUUGUAUUUCCUGCAAUAUACUUUAAUUUUAUAUUUGCCAUUAUAUCAAUGUAUGCACAUUAUAAUUUACAACAAGGAUAUAAGUCAUUUAAUGAUGGUAUCAUAAAUAUUUCUUAUGAGAUAUAUAGUAUUUGCAAAGUGCCUAUGAAUAUAAGUGACCGUGAAAUAAUAAAUAUAUAUAUGAAAAUGCAUAAUUUUUAUAUAUAUGAUGUGUAUUAUAUAAUUUCAUAUCUUCAGAUAUUUACAGUCAUAAUGAUGUGUGGUUGGUCAGGUGGAUUGAUAAUAUUAAUUUUAAGGAUGAUAUUAGUCAUUGAUUUUAAAAUUUUAAAAAUUAGAAUAUAUGAAGUAAAGGAAGAAUAAUAUUCAAUAUAUUAUUAUAUAAGAAAAUUUUUUAUUCUUUGCAUAAACUUUACAUACAUUAUGUAAACUUGUAUAUAAGAAUAAAAAUAUAAAAAAUAUAAAAAAU
Molecule: messenger RNA, 1080 nt
Organism: Apis mellifera (honey bee)
Lineage: Eukaryota; Metazoa; Arthropoda; Insecta; Hymenoptera; Apidae
Exons: 5
Coding region: 198-974 (258 amino acids)
Source: RefSeq, a predicted model, not a curated record